This is a messenger RNA of Yamadazyma jaroonii, 3516 nucleotides long. The record is from the annotation of a GenBank genome assembly. NCBI's taxonomy places the organism in Eukaryota, Fungi, Ascomycota, Pichiomycetes, Serinales, Debaryomycetaceae.
AUGACUACUGCUCAAUUCAGAACCUUAGAAAGGGAAAGACGUUUCCAAAACCCUCCUAAGGAUAAGUCAGCCUAUCCCAUGUUAGAAGCCGCCGUGGCUCCUCAUGUUGGGUCGUUCAAUCAAUUAGUUGAAAACGAUUCCAAUGAAGGUUUGUUGAACAUGGCAGUUAAAGACAUUGGCUAUAAAACCAUGUUUGAUUCUGUUGAUACCGAUAGAUUGGGUAACAAACUCCGUAUUCGUGUAGAUGCGGUGGAAAUCACCAAACCAACCAUCCCCAACAAUGACAAAUUAUCAAUCAACCAAAAAACCUUACCUUAUGAAUGUAGAGAAAGAAUGAUAAGUUAUAAAGGAAAGCUCAGAUUAAAGGUUGCAUAUUCCGUAAAUGAUGAACCAGAAGUCACCGAGUUUAGAGAUUGUGGAUUACUCCCAGUAAUGUUAAAAUCCAACCGUUGUCAUCUUCAAAACUUAUCACCGGCCGAACUCAUUGAUCAUAGAGAAGAAAGUGAUGAAUUAGGAGGAUAUUUCAUUGUUAACGGGAUUGAAAAAUUGAUCCGUAUGUUAAUUGUACAAAGACGUAAUCAUGCCAUGGCACUUAUUAGACCCAGUUUUGGUAAUAGAGGUCCUAGUUAUUCCAAAUAUGGGAUCCAAAUUAGGUGUGUUAGACCCGAUCAAACAUCCCAAACUAAUGUUCUUCAUUAUUUAAAUGACGGAAAUGUUACUUUCCGUUUCUCCUGGAAGAAAAAUGAAUAUCUUAUCCCAGUAUCAAUGAUUUUGAAAGCUUUGAUUGAAACCAAUGAUAGAGAAAUCUUCGACGGAAUUAUUGGUGAUGAUUUAUCUAAUUCCUUCCUUACUGAUCGUUUAGAACUUUUAUUAAGAAGUUAUAAUAAAACCUAUGGUUUAUAUUCCAAACAAGAAACUUUAGCUUACUUAGGUGAUAAGUUCCGUAUAGUUUUCGAUGGUACUCCUGAUUUAAGUGAUAUAGAAAUGGGUAAAAUCGUAUUAGAAAAGAUCGUAUUGGUUCAUCUUAAUGGUACUGCCACCACAAACAUGGAUAAGUUCAAAAUGAUCCUUUUCAUGAUUAGAAAACUUUAUUCUCUUGUUAGUGGAGAUUGUUCUCCUGAUAAUCCCGAUGCUACUCAACAUCAAGAAAUCCUUCUUGGAGGUUUCCUUUAUGGAAUGAUUGUUAAAGAGAAAAUUGAAGAAUAUCUUAAUAACUUCAAACUUCAAGUACAAUCAGAUUUGACCAGAGGUCUUAAAGUUAACUUCAAUGAACGUAAAUAUAUCGCCAGAGUAUUCCAAAGAAUCAACGAGAACAUCGGUCAAAAAUUACAAUAUUUCCUUAGUACGGGGAAUUUGGUAUCUCAAUCAGGUUUGGAUUUACAACAAGUCAGUGGAUAUACUGUGGUAGCAGAAAAGAUUAAUUUCCAUAGAUUCAUUGCUCAUUUCCGUAUGGUUCAUAGAGGUAGUUUCUUCGCCGAAUUGAAAACCACCACCGUCAGAAAGUUAUUACCCGAAUCUUGGGGUUUCCUUUGUCCUGUUCAUACCCCUGAUGGUUCACCUUGUGGUUUAUUAAACCAUUUAUCCCAUAAAUGUGAAAUCACCACCAUUCCUUCCAAUGUUAGCUCCGUACCUUCAGUAUUGAGUAAACUUGGUGUCAUGUCAGCCAAUACUGUUUGUGCUGGUCCUUCAAUGUGUUGUGUCCAAUUGGAUGGUAAAAUCAUCGGUUGGACUACUCAUCAACAAGGUAAGGUUAUUGCCGAUACUUUAAGAUACUGGAAAGUUCAAGGUCAAGAGAAUUUACCCGUAGAUUUAGAAAUCGGGUACGUACCUCCUUCAAAUAAAGGUCAAUACCCAGGUCUUUAUCUUUUCGGAGGUGCUAGUAGAAUGAUUCGUCCUGUAACUUAUCUUCCAACCAGUGGUACCGAUUAUUUGGGUCCUUUCGAACAAGUUUACAUCAAUGUUGCCGUUACUCCUGAAGAAAUUGAAUCUAAUACUCAUAGUCACGUGGAAGAAUCUCCUACUAACAUCUUGAGUAUUCUUGCUAACUUAACUCCAUUCUCCGAUUUCAAUCAAUCUCCAAGAAAUAUGUACCAAUGUCAAAUGGGUAAGCAAACUAUGGGAACUCCAGGUGUUGGAUUGGUCCAUAGAUCGGAUAACAAACUUUAUCGUCUUCAAACUGGUCAAACUCCAAUUGUUAAGGCCAAUCUUUAUGAUGAUUAUGGUAUGGAUAACUUCCCUAAUGGUAUGAAUGCCGUGGUAGCUGUUAUCUCUUAUACCGGGUAUGAUAUGGAUGAUGCCAUGAUCAUUAAUAAAUCCGCUGAUGAAAGAGGUUUCGGUUAUGGUACUGUUUAUAAGGUAGAGAAAGUUGAUCUUGGAAUGGGACGUAGAAAGGGUGAAGCUCCUACUCAACAUUUCGGUUUUGGUGAUGAUGAUUGGCCAGAAGAAUGGCAAAAUACCUUGGAUACUGAUGGGUUACCAAUGAUUGGUUCUAAAGUCGAAGAAGGUGACCCAAUUGUUGCUUACUUCGAUGAUGUUGUAGGUAAAACCAAAGUCAAAACCUACCAUUCCAAUGAACCAGCAUACAUUGAAGAAGUUAAACUUCUUGCUAGUGAAGUUGGUAAUGAAGAAUGUCAACAAAUCACCAUCAAAUACCGUGUCACUAGACAACCACUCAUUGGUGAUAAGUUCAGUAGUAGACAUGGACAAAAAGGGGUUUGUUCACGUAAAUGGCCAACCACAGAUAUGCCAUUCAGUGAAACAGGUAUCCAACCUGAUGUCAUUAUUAACCCUCAUGCUUUCCCAUCUCGUAUGACCAUUGGGAUGUUCGUUGAAAGUUUGGCUGGUAAGGCCGGGGCUUUACACGGGAUUGCUCAAGAUGCUACUCCAUGGAAAUUCAAUGAAAACGAUACUCCUGCAGAUUAUUUCGGGGACCAAUUACUCCGUGCUGGUUAUAAUUACCACGGUAAUGAACCAAUGUACAGUGGUGCUACUGGAGAAGAAUUAAGAGCCGAUAUCUAUAUCGGAUGUGUUUACUACCAAAGAUUAAGACAUAUGGUUAAUGAUAAGUUCCAAGUCAGAUCUACUGGUCCAGUUAACUCUCUUACUAUGCAACCUGUUAAAGGUAGAAAGAGAUCUGGUGGUAUCAGAGUGGGAGAAAUGGAAAGAGAUGCUUUGAUUGGUCAUGGUACUGCUUUCCUUCUUCAAGAUAGAUUGUUGAAUUGUUCAGAUUACACCCAAUCAUCUAUCUGUAAACGUUGUGGUUCAUUGUUAUCUACACAAAACUCCGUGGCCAAGAUUGGUAAGUUAUCAAGCGUAAGAUGUAGAAGUUGUUCCACCAAAUUCAGUAAGACCAGUAAAUUCGUUAGUGAAUCUGAAAUCUGGGAAGAUGGUCAAGGUAAGAAAUUUGUUGGAGGUGGUGAUACUACUACAAUUGCUAUACCAUUUGUACUUAAAUAUUUAGAUUCUGAAUUGGCUGCUAUGGGUAUAAGGUUGAGGUAUAAUGUUGAGCCUAAGUAG